AUGAUGGCAACUGCGUUCGGGACUCUUCAGAGAGGCCAAUGUGUACGGCCUCCGAGGCAGGUUGGCUACAUGUCACGUGACGAGGGACUACCGUAUGAAGGUGAUGAAGCGAUCAUGUGCUUGCCGACGACUCGUGACAUGCGCCAUUGCAUGAGGGACUGUAAUAAGGAGGCGCAUUUGCUCGUCGGGCUAAGAACGCGGUCGACAAGAAGACGACAAGUCACUCUCGGAUCUUGCCACCACGCUGGGCAGCGGAAGCAGGACUUGCAGACUGCUCGCGAUGAUGCUCCUACGCCCGAAGAGCUCGAGCUGGACGACAAGAACGGCAAGGAAUGGGAGGGAGGCAAGCACGCGACACCAGCGAAACGUCUCUCUCACGCUCGUCUCCAUCAAGCAUGCGGCCUGCCUCCGGCAUUCUACGCGCAUAGUGGCAAAUGCAUACAUGUUUUCUGCUACACUGACACCAUGUCGGCUUCGUGUGCGAUGUGGGCGGUAUUGCUCUUCCGUUCAUAUCCACGUCGGAGCAGCCUUCUGCUGCAGAGGGACAUAUUUUGGCUUGCACCACUGCCCAAAGUCGAGCAGAGUGCCUAUGUGCGCUUUUCGUUCUUGCUGCAGCCCGGGUGGAUCUCCUAUGUAGAGACGGGACUGUCUCCCAUACUAUUCCCACGCUAUGCGCACAAGCUGAUCGUUGUGCCGCCCUGCAUCAUUGAUGUGACGGCUAGUGUCUUCGUUGACGGAUUUAUGUUCUAA
This is a messenger RNA of Mixia osmundae IAM 14324, 750 nucleotides long. RefSeq lists its product as uncharacterized. The record is from RefSeq and is a predicted model, not a curated record. NCBI's taxonomy places the organism in Eukaryota, Fungi, Basidiomycota, Mixiomycetes, Mixiales, Mixiaceae. The transcript has 4 exons. The coding region runs from base 1 to 750 and encodes 249 amino acids.